GCCGAGACACAACUUUGACCAUUAAUAUAUAUAAUUCUCUAUUAGUAAAAAAUUUUAAAAAAUCAGUUUUUGAAAAUUACAAUGAGACAAAUAUAAUAAUAUAUUUUUCAAAAAAUAUAUAUUAAUACAUCAAUAAAUAAAAUGCAGUCAAAGUAGAACAUGUGAAUAGUGCAAAAUUUCACAUGUUGCACUUAUUAAAGAACGGAGGUAGUACAUUCAUAAAUAAAAUGCAUUCCCUUGCCCCUGAAAAUUCUUCGCUAAGAAAAGUUAUACAUACAUUAAUAAAUUGAGUAGAUAAAUUAGAACCCUCAGUAAAAAAUCAACGUUGUCGUUGAAAAGAAAUUGAGGACCGUAAGUAUAUAGUUUGGUUCCGCCUAUUCCUCCUCUGAAAAAUUGAAAGUUUGAAACCAUGGCGCCUGAACCUAAAAAAAUUCGCCCUGUAGCAUCUUCGGACGAAGACGCAAAAUCUUACGCAACGUCUGAUGAAGACGAGAAGAUGUCCGAGCAUGAAGCAAUAAUUGAUCAGAAACCUGAAUCGUCUUUUGAAUCUGAGGAGUGCUCUGCGGAAUCCGAUUGCAGCACUGAAGAAGAGGACGAGGGAGAAACAACUCAAUCUUCUUCCGAAUCUGAGGAAUCUCAGGCCCCACCACCCGCAUCCGGCUUAGCCCUACUGUCCCGUGUUGCUUCCAAGACUACUUCGAAGCAACUAUCUUCAAGGCCAUCCGGAAAGCGUGCCUUGGAAGCCGAAAAGGAAGUUUCCCAGAAAAAGAAGCCUGGGGCUCAACGAAAGUGGAGCGAGAAGGAUGAGAUUGCCAUCCUCACGGAAAAGAUUCACUACGAAGCCCAAAGAGGGGCUAAUAAGGGUCGUUCUCCUCGCUUCUUCUAUGACUUCAUGAAAAAUAAAUGGAAUAUUUCUGUUUCGAGGACUAGCUUAACAGAUAAGCUUAGGAGGCUCAAAAAGGAUUUCUUAACCCUGUAUAAGAAAGGUGAUGUCCCUACUUUUGCUAGCCCUCACGAGUCUAAGCUUUAUCAACUUUCUGAAAAGAUUUGGGGCACUUCUAGUAAUGCCAAUUUUACUAGUGAUGCUGCUAAACCAAUUGCAAAAAAUGCCAAUGGGAAGGUAAAAAGGCUUGCUGAGGAAAGCGUCAUUAGCCACUCCAUGAAUGCAGUUGAAUCUGAAGAAGUGACUGAAAAGAAGAAGAAGAAGAAGAUUGCUCUUACAGACAAAGGGAACGAGAAGAAAAGGAAGCACAAGCCUGAUCCAGAGGAAAAAGAUGAACACGCUGCUCCUGUUGAAAAAGAUGAGAAAACUGCUGGUAAGGUUGAGCACAACCAUUCUGCCUCUAAGGAGAAAGACAGCCAUUCCGAUAAGAAGAAGAAAAAGAAGAGGAAAACUGCUCCAGAGGGAAAAGAUGAACGAACUGCUGCUGUUGAAAAAGAUAAGCAAACUGCAGGUAAGGUUGAAGGCAGCCAUUCUGCCUCUAAGGAAAAAGACAGCCAGACAGAUGAGAAUAAAAAGAAAAAGAAAAAGAAGACUGGUCAAGAGGGAAAAGAUGACCAAACUGCUGUUUCUGAAAAAGAUAAGCACACUGCCAGUAAGGGUAAAGACAACCAGACUGAUGAGAUGGAAAAGAAAAAGCCACAGAAGACUGCUCCAGAGGAAAAAGAAGAGCAAACUGAUGUAGAAAAAUAUAAACAGGCUGCUGAUAUGGGUAACGACAACCAUUCUGCCUCGGAGGAAAAAUACAGUGAGGCUGGUUGCUAUGAGGUAAAUGAUGGAAAAGGUGAAGCAAAUCAUGGUGAAGCAAAGAAUGAAGAAGGGGAUUUUCAGUACAAAUACCCUUACUUGUUUAAAUCUUUCAACAAGAAAAACUAUCCAAAGAGUGGUCAGGAGACAUUGGAUAUGUUGAAGAAAAAUGUGUUUCUGAUUGAUAGUUUCAAAGCCGCUGAGCUUGAGGAGAUGUGGAUCAAGCUAUGGGAACAAAAGGUUGAGUGCUGCGUGAAGUUGGGAGAUAUGUUAGCACUGCAGGCCAGAUUUAUGCUUGAUGCUAUGAAGAGGUAAUUGUGAACAUUGCCACGUCUGAUUGAUGUAUGAUAUGUAGCAUAUUUUUUUGCACUUUUGAAAACUAAACUUGGGAUUUUGCUGCUCUUAGACUGCUAAUAUUGAUGCUACUAUUAAGAUGAAUGCCUUUAUGAAUGCACAGAAUGUGAUAUUGUGCUUAAAAAGUUGUACAUUAUUGCUAAAAACGCAGCCUUAUUUUUCAUGUGACUUGUUUACUCUUUAAUAUCCCACUUUGAAACUCCUCUACCGUAUCUUCAUUGAUAUGGCUGAAAGGCAUGUUCUGCACAAAUGGCAGCAGAAGGCCAGAGCCUGGAACAUUUGAAUCGCCGCCUUCGCCUAAUUUUCAUGAAUAUAGUGGCUAUAAAUCAUAGGUUACAUCUCUGGUCUCCAGAGCAACCUAUCUCAGGCAAUUUGAAUUUCAUCCUCAUAUUAGCAGCAUGUUUUCAUUCUAUAAUUAUCUCAUUAAAGACUAUUAAUCCAAAUGGGUGGAUUCCAUUACAAACUUGAGGAAAUAGAUAAGUGUCAAUAAUCUUGUGGAAAGAAUUGGUUGCCAGGGAUAUCUCAGCAUGUAUAGUUUCAUGCUCACAAUCAUUUUUGUUUCAAUUCGAAGUGUUUAUAGAUUAUCUUUUCUUGAAUAUUGAAUUAUAUUGUUUGCAAGAUAGUAUUAGUAAAACUCAGAGUUGAAACAAGCUCAAUGUGUCUAGAGAUGCAUCUCUUUGGUUAAUGAACAAAUAAAAUCACCCAUUAUUUUUAUAUUUGGUAUGGGCUCUUGCACUUUGGGCAUAUAAAAUUAUAAACGAUUACAUGAGUAAAGUCUUUAUUAAGGAGCAUGCCGGGAUUUGAGUUAGAGCCUUCAGAGUUUUUGACAGGGGUAAAAUCUGCUACAUAUCAAUAAUAUCAUACUAAAUUGAUUUUGAAUGCACUUAAUAGCUAAAUGGAAGUUUCCAAAAAGAUAUUGAUAUGGAGUAUAUGAGUAUGCAGUAUCCUGGCGUAUAUAGAACGGUGUGUUUUCCGUCCAUAUUCAAACAACGUUUUGAAUGAACGGUGUGUUUUCCGUCCAUGCUUGGGGAUAGAGACAUAGAGUAAUCAAUUCUUUUGGUUUUGAUGUGAUUGACAAGUGGAAAGGAAAUAAGUAAAUAACUAAUCCGUUGUCAAAAGACUCAAAACAUUGCAUCACGUUUAAUCAAAAUCAUUUAACUUAGAACAUUGUUUUACAUUAUAAUAUUUGCAAAUUGAACUUUUUAAACUUUAAAAUUGAAAGAAUGGCAGCAAUAUUAGUUAGGGAGUUUGAAUGGACAAAUAUAUGAUCCCUUUUAUACUUGACAAAAAAGUGACCCAAGUCUAAUAUCCCCAUUCUUGUUUGCCGUUCGUAGUCAAGACUUCUGCCAUCUAUCUGCUUCUCUCCUUCGGCUCUGCAUCGUUCUUCUUCUCCUACACGAUCUAUCUACCAUCUAUCUGCGCUUUCUCUCUGCUUCUCCUUCUCUCUUCAUUGCUCUUGCCUUCUCUGCUCACGACGUCCCCCGCAUUAUCCUUCUUCUCCGACAUGACCUCUCCAUCAGUGACGCUCUUUGUUGAUGAAUCGUGCAGCUCUCCCCUGUUGCAACAAAGAAGAAGACCUUUCUCUCAAUGCACGUCUUCAUCUUUCUUCUUCGCAUCUAAUUUCUAGGGUUUCGAAUUGCAAAACCGAACCCCCAAAUCAUCAUGAAACCCUAGAUUCAAAGCUGAGGGGGAAGGGGGAUGUUGGCGCAAAAGUGAGUUGCCAAAGAGCGAUAGAGGUUGGGGAAGGGGCUGAGCAGGCAGGGCAGGGGGUUGGGGGUUGGGGAGGGGCCUGGUGGGCUGGGGGGGCUGAUGUCACGAUUAGGUGGCGGCCGUUAUUGGUGAUGGUUGCCGGGGCUGGGUAUGGGGGUCAGAUUGUUGGCUGAUCGGUCGGAGGACUCGGAGCAACAAUUUCGCUGAGCAGAAACGAUCAUAAUGACAUGUUUUGCGAUGACAUGUCAUAGUGACACGAAAAACCGCACUGACGUGAAAAAUAUGGUUGAAGGGGGCGUUGGUGGUGGUGCAUAGUUGCAGGAAAAGGUUGCCAGAAAAUUUUCCGGUAGUUAUAGUGACAUUCAAAAGUGACAUAAAAAUUUGAUAGUGACGUAUAAUAGUGACAUGAAAAUCUUGCAUUGACAUAAAAAACAGUGACA
Cuscuta epithymum is the source of this 4251-nucleotide messenger RNA. The record is from the annotation of a GenBank genome assembly. Lineage: Eukaryota; Viridiplantae; Streptophyta; Magnoliopsida; Solanales; Convolvulaceae.